AUGUCCUUAUCCAGCAGCAAGCAGCAGCAGAGCAGCAGCCAGCAGAAAGCAGCAAGCAACAAGCAGCAGCCAGCAGCAGCAAGCAGCAAGCAGCAGCAAGCAGCAGCAGCCAGCAAGCAGCAGCACGCAGCAGCCAGCACGCAGCAGCACGCAGCCAGCACGCAGCAGCACGCAGCAGCACGCAGCAGCAGUCAGCAGCAAGCAGCAGCAAGCAGCAGCCAGCAAGCAGCCAGCAGCAAGCAAGCAAGCAGCAAGCAGCUGCUUGCAGCUGCAUACCAGCAGCAGCAAGCAGGUUCCAGCAGCAGCAAGCAGCCAGCAGCCAGCAGCAGCCAGCAGCCAGCAGCAGCUAGCAGCAGCCAGCCGCAAGCAGCAGCAAGCAGCCAGCAGCCAGCAGCACAUUCAGACUUCGAGUGCCUUUCGUGCACAUAUCACUAUCCCAUUUCGGAUCCCAGCAACGAAAAGGGUACCCAGAAGAAGCACAGAGUAUUGGCUGCUCCCAACUUGAAGACAUUUUCUUCGAUGGGACAGAGUAAAAAGCCAGAAAGCUGUGCUGUUCGUGAAUGA
Messenger RNA from Ornithodoros turicata, 564 nucleotides. RefSeq names its product serine-rich 25 kDa antigen protein-like. NCBI's taxonomy places the organism in Eukaryota, Metazoa, Arthropoda, Arachnida, Ixodida, Argasidae. The coding region runs from base 1 to 564 and encodes 187 amino acids. The transcript has 4 exons. The record is from RefSeq and is a predicted model, not a curated record.